UGGCUAGCUUGUUGCACUGCCUCUAAAUUGUGGACAUGAGUUAAUAACGUAAUCACUGCAUUUGCAUUUUCAACCAAAAGUACCUUUAGCUCCAGAAACCCAAAGUUUUAAGGUGACAAGGUUUGUGGUUGUUUAAAUUUUCAUCUAAGUUCAACAAAGACUUGGCAAAUUAGUGCAAUUAUAAAUGAAAAAGCUCCUGUUCAGGUCUGUAAGGAAAGGGUUUGAACUACUUCAAAGAGCAGCAAGAGGAGGAAGUGGCCUUGAGCUGUAAUGUGGCACAAAGCGAGUUCUUUACACAACAAAAUUUAAUCAUAAUCACAAAAUUACAUCAUAUUUCUGAGUCUGCAUCAUGAACAGGACAAAAAAGGUCUCAUCUGGUUGUCGUGACAACAAAGUCUUUACAAGGCCUUUUAAUUUUCACUCUAUUAUGUUUGUGACAGAAAGCCAUCACUCGUUGGUAAUUGUCCAUUAAGGAAGGACUGGACUGAAUGGAAACAGACGCAUCUGGCCUCUUUCAGAAGCCAAUAUCGUCUGUGUCAGGCGUAAAAACCUGAGACAUGUGCUCACACAAGCACACGGAGUCACACAUGUUUACCAGCAUGAGCAUCAGUGUGAUUAAAGGGGUGUGACUUAGCAUGUUAAUAUGUUCUCCCCUUUCCAUUAUUUAUGAGUUCCACUUGAAUGGUAGUUAUCUCAAUCUAGGGCAGCCAUGCAAAUGAAACUGAGGUUACUUUGCAUUUGUGUGUCCUUAUGGUUAGAAGCAGGCUUUAAUUUUGAUGUUUAUAUUGAUAUCUAUCUCUCAUCAUUAUGCAGCGAUAAGCACAGACUCCUCUGUAAAUUUGUUAUUGAAUUUUAAAGCUGAUUUCAAAUGCGCUAUCUGAGGGCUUGGAUAAGGUCACAACUGGGACUCCAAGAGGUUUCUCUUGUCAGUUUUCAGUAACAUCGUGGGCAUGUGAGAGAAUACAGUUGGGAUGCAUUGGCACAGCAAAGUGGCUAAAUCGAUAACAUGGCUCAUCAUACUAGAGAUGUGUUGAAAAAUGGGCUUUUAGAUUGCCUGCAGAGCUGCAGACAGUUAAAUAUUAACUGCAACGGCUGGUUAAUUUUCAUCUUUUUCACUUCUCCAUCCCACUCUCGCUUCUUCCCUCUCUCUCCGCCCCAGUAAAUUACCAUUACCCCCUCCUUUCAUUUCACUUGUCUUACUGCUCUCUCCUCCCACUUCGGGGUGACUGCGUCCUUGGGUGCUGGCUAACCCUCAAAUGAUUGUAAGGGAAGUGCUUUAAUGUGACCGUGAAUCAAUAUCUUGAAGGACAGAGUUCUUUCUGCUAUUCUCACCUGGUGACUCUGGUUUCCAAGGAACCGGUUUGUGCAGUGACAGGAGCUGGUACGCUGAAUUUCUGAGGGGUAAACAGACGUGAUCUUAACACUCAACAGGGAAUGUUGUGUCUGAAAAAGUGGAGAGGAUUUUCUUUCAGAUGCUGAUAGAAAGGUUUGUGGAAUGGACAAGCAAUGUUUGUUUGACAGGACGGGGAAAACCCAGCUGUACUUAAGAGGAGUGCUUACAGAGAGAAAAAGCAAAACUCCCUGCUGCCAGACCAGGAGUGCAGAUGAUGAAACCUGUGUGGCUGUGAAAAUCGAACAGUCCAGAGCUGUAGGCAGCAGCCCGGCGUGGAAACACAGCAACGCGCCCACCGUGCAGGCGUGUCUGAGUCGGGCGAUCAGAGGGACAGCGGACAAGAGCAGGGAAAGGGUCAAUGGAAGAGGAUCUGGCAGCAGGCCCCGGCUGCCGUCUAAACCUCAAGUGCCUCCAAAGCCAGCGCAUCUCCAGAGCCCAGUGACGGCACUCUCACCCCCACUGGGUCACAUGCAGAAACCACCCCUCAGAUCCACCAUGGAGGAGGGAGGAGGGAAAAACGGGGCUGCGAGCCGAGCCAGAGACAAACCCUCCAAAGUGUCCGAUCUGAUCAGCCGAUUUGAGGAAAACAGCAAUACUGAGAACAAGAGAGACACUUCACCGCUCAAACACAUCAACAAAGCUUCCAACUGCAGCCCAGUUAACCGUCCCUUCACGAGGACGGAGGCCAGCAGGAUCCAGGAGAAGCCCUCCACCACACCGGCCGCCACACAGGAUGCCAAGCAACCUGCAGCUAAUGGAGUGCUAGUACAGAUGGAGCAGGACAGGGAGAAGGAGGAGAAGUCUCUUAGCAGUGUGAGGAUAGAGACUGCCAGCCUGGUAAACGGUGAUAUGGGAAGCACAGAACAGAGUGAUGAUCAUUCAGCUCCACAUGCCGACAGAACUGAUGCAAAGGGCCACACUGAUAAUGAGGACAGUGAGACUAAAACUGAAGGCGAGGAAAGGAGUGAAGAAGGGAGCACAGACCAUAAGGAGACAAAUGAACAAAAGCUGUUUAAAAUCGCCAGCGAGCUUUUGCAGACAGAGAAGGCGUAUGUAGCACGACUUAACCUGCUGGACCAGGUUUUCUGUGCUAAGCUAAUGGAGGAGGCAAAUAAAGGAACUUUCCCUGUGGAUGUAGUGAAGAACAUCUUCUCCAACAUCUCCUCCAUCAACACCUUUCACAGCCAGUUUCUGCUUCCAGAUCUGGAGAAACGGAUGGGGGAAUGGGCAUCCACACCUCGCAUUGGUGACAUUUUGCAGAAACUCACACCCUUCCUCAAAAUGUAUGCUGAAUACGUGAAGAAUUUCGACAAGGCCAUGGAUCUGCUCAAACAGUGGACCGAUCGUUCCCCCCAGUUCAAGGCCAUCAUUAAGGACAUACAGAGUCAAGAAGUCUGUGGCUGCCUGACGCUGCAGCAUCACAUGUUAGAGCCGGUGCAGAGAGUCCCUCGAUACGAGAUGCUGCUUAAAGACUACCUGAAGAAGCUGCCAGAAGACGACCCUGACCGAAGGGAUGCAGAAAAAUCAUUAGAAAUUAUUGCCAUGGCGGCUACUCACUCCAAUAGUGCCAUAAGAAAAUCUGAUAAUCUAAAGAAACUGAUGGAAAUAUAUGAGAUGCUGGGAGAGGAGGAGGACAUUGUUCACCCCACUAACGAGUUCAUCAAAGAGGGACACAUCCUGAAGCUGGCAGCCAGGAACACCUCAGCAAUGGAGAGAUACCUCUUCCUGUUCAACAACAUGCUGUUAUACUGCGUGCCGAAAUUCAGCCUGGGAGGGCCGAAGUACACAGUGAGGACACGAAUCGGGAUAGAUGGCAUGAAGGUCCUGGAAACAACUAAUGAGGAUUACCCUCAUACUUUCCAGGUGUCAGGCAAGGAGAGGACGUUGGAGCUACAGGCCAGCUCAGAGCAAGACAAGGCAGGCUGGAUCAAGGCUUUUCAGGAAACCAUAGAGAUCUUCCAGCAAAAGAAUGAGUCAUUCAAGAAUGCUCUGAAGGACGAGGAAGAAGUGUCGAAAGCUGAGCUGGGGAAGCGGGCCCCUCGUUGGAUUCGUGACAACGAAGUGACAAUGUGCAUGAAGUGUAAGGAACCUUUCAAUGCUCUGACACGACGGAGACACCACUGCAGAGCCUGCGGCUAUGUGGUGUGCUGGAAAUGCUCAGACAACAAAGCGCCGCUUGAGUACGACGGCAACAAGGUGAACAAAGUCUGCAGAGACUGUUACUCCAUCCUGACGGGAGAAGCGAUCACCGAAGGCAAGAAGAAGGGCAUUCUAGAGAUCGAGGCCGCUCAGUUCACAGACAGCAGCAUCAUGUGUGGCUUCCUGCAGCACUCUGAGAAAAGCAAACUUUGGCAGAAGGUUUGGUGUGUUAUUCCAGAGAAGGAGUGCCUGGUUCUCUACCUUUAUGGAGCUCCGCAGGAUGUGAAGGCCUUGUGCACCAUCCCCUUACUGGGUUAUUCUGUGGCUGACGGCACAGACUUUCCAGCCAGCUUCCGCCUCUCCCAGUCCAAGUCCGUCCACAGCUUUGCAGCUGAGACUGAGGAGCUGAAGCAGCGCUGGCUGAAAGUGAUUCGAGUGGCGGUGACGGGAGAAAUGCCAGAACGGCCUCAGACCAAUGGCAGCAACAUGUUGGACAACAACACACAAGAACAAAAUCCGGACGGCACAUAAGCGAAGUUUCUGCUCCACACAAACUGCUACGAAACAUCCAAACUGCUGUCGGAUCGUUUCUGAUGAUGGGGUGUGUAGAUGAGUGCUGCAUGCACAAAACCAAACACACACUCCCCCCUCUGUCCUUAAAUCUUACAGACAAAUUGGAACAAUUAGUGCUGGAUAAGCUCGUUUUUCUUUUAUUUUAACUGUUUCCAGGAUUUUCUCCUGCUAGAGCUGUGCUGGAUUACUAACAGACAUUUCUGGUACAAUCAACACUAGAGCAGAGGGCCCUCAGGAAACAGCUUCUCUCCUCAAACAGGCAUUUUUAAGGACGGCCCAGACUGGGUCUGUAUGGACCUCACCACAGAACCCUGUUGAGGUGAGCUGCAAAAGGGCAGCCUGAACAAAGUCUGCUGGUGCUGUAAUUCUGUGUAUUUGUACAGUAAACUUUUCGUUUUUCAUAAAGGAACACUUGUGUUUAAUGUACAGAAAUUAGUCACAAUUUUUAUUUUGCUUCUAUAGAAAGCAAAAACAUCUCAGUAUGAUAUAAAAUAUUUACAGUAUUUUUCCCUUUUUUGUAGAAGAUGGUUCCAAAACAGUAGAAACAAUUACUUAGUUGGAUAAUGAUGGUCUCAUCUCUCCUCAAAAAUCAACUUUAUAAACAGACUCUGGAUGCAUAUCGGCAAAAGCUGUCAUAUCACACGUUUUCUUUGUCAUAAAUUAAACUAUUUUAACAUGUAUAGAUAGAAGCCCUUUGUCCUAAAGUUGGUUGAGCCAGCGUCAUUUGUUGGAAUUGCGUGGGCAGUAGAGGUAAAAUCUUCUUUUUGUGGCAAUAUAUUGUGUAGGAAUAGUACAUUUUUUUAAAAGAUUUAUCUGAGAAACCAUUUGUAGGUUAUAUAACCAAACUUGAAUGUUUUUGGCUCAUGUAGUCAAUUGUGAAUCUGACAAAUCCAGUACGUCAUUCUUGCUUCUUGUUUUCAAAAUUAUCCGCAAAGUAAGCCUGUUAAUCCCUCCAACUUUCAAAGUUCAUGACCUGUUUCGCUAACACAGAUCCUCUGUCUUACAUGUCAAGUCGGCUGUAAGACAGGUACAUAACAGCAGUGUUGUUUCUUAGAAAGCAGAGCCACGGGAGACGUGAGGCGAUCGAGCAGGUUGAGCAGGACUCUGCAGGCAUAUUCAGAAUCAGUUCUGUCCCUUUAAAGGCUUCAGAAGUUUUAAAGAUAAUUAACAUUCGCUAAUAAUGAUCAAGGCUGAUAUCUAUUGAAAGAUUUAUAUCAUGAAAUUGGAAAAAUAAACUUCAUAUAUCAUCUUUUUAUCCCAGUUUUCCUUUUUACUCAAAUGAUCUGUCCUUUAACAAAAGAAGGUCCGUUAUCAAAAUGAGACAAAAGUGUCUAUUUUAUGCUAAUUUGCUCAACCUUUUGGCUUGCACAUUGCUCUUUGUGAUGCUAAAGUGGGGUAUGCAUGUCCAGAGCUCAUGUUUAAAAGGAGAGAUCAUCAUUAUCUUCAUGCAGAAGUUUUUCUCUUCUGAUGCAAAUGCAACACAAUCCGACUUUGCAAGCUGAUGCAGCAAAUGUAAAUGUGUAAUAAUGCUGUAAUUAAUUAUUUAAAGUAAUUUAUAUAGUAUGGCAAGCAUGAGUUGUUGGGCGUAGCACAAAUUUGCUUCUUCGCUGUCAACUGAGAAGUGCAACCUUUCUUUCUUUCUUUUCUAAGCAACGUUUUUCUUAACCUGUGAAAUGUCAGCGGAUGCCAACAGUGCUGGACAGACUGAGGGGAAAUGUGCCUAUAUCCUCCAUAGUGACUCAUCACCUGAUGCUCCUGUAUAUGCAGUUCCCUCCUGGUGCUCACAUCAGUCUCACCUCAUAACUUUCCCUGCUCUUCAGUAUUCAAAUAAGGAAAUAAAAAAAGUUAAAAUGAAACAAGAGCACAAAAUGUUUGUUGGAUCUGAAUGUAAAUCCAGAUUUUUACGUGUCUCAUCACCUCCCCAAAGGUUUGAGAAUCUGCGCACUUUAUAGUCUAAAAGUGUACCUUCAAAGAAAAUAAAAUAAGAUUCAAUGAUAAACAUG
Melanotaenia boesemani (Boeseman's rainbowfish) is the source of this 6108-nucleotide messenger RNA. It is a transcript of the gene fgd4a, whose product is annotated as FYVE, RhoGEF and PH domain containing 4a. Gene Ontology annotation, biological process: cytoskeleton organization; filopodium assembly. The record is from RefSeq and is a predicted model, not a curated record. The coding region runs from base 1496 to 4063 and encodes 855 amino acids. Gene Ontology annotation, cellular component: cytoplasm. The transcript has 18 exons. Lineage: Eukaryota; Metazoa; Chordata; Actinopteri; Atheriniformes; Melanotaeniidae. Gene Ontology annotation, molecular function: metal ion binding; guanyl-nucleotide exchange factor activity.